GACGGAUAUAAGAUUGUGUGGGUUCUGGCUAAAGCUUAAUUCCCAGCGCUUUGGCUUCUCUGAGUUGGUAUUGUGUACGGGGGUCUUCGAAUAGUUCCGGAACCAGCCAGCUGCAGCGGCCCAGUAAGGGCCUUUAAUUCUUGGGCCGACCACUGCCGGUUCUGUGUUCUUGGCUAAGAUGAGCAGCCGCCAUACCACCUUUCCUCUUGACCCUGAGCGGCGAGUCCGGAGUACGCUGAAGAAGGUCUUUGGGUUUGACUCUUUUAAGACGCCUUUACAGGAGAGCGCGACCAUGGCUGUAGUAAAAGGUAACAAGGAUGUUUUUGUGUGCAUGCCCACAGGGGCAGGAAAAUCCCUGUGCUAUCAGCUCCCUGCUCUGUUGGCCAAAGGCAUCACCAUUGUAGUCUCUCCUCUCAUUGCUUUGAUUCAGGACCAGGUGGACCACUUGCUAGCCCUAAAGGUACGAGUAAGUUCCCUGAACUCAAAGCUCUCUGCACAGGAAAGGAAGGAGCUGCUUGCUGACCUGGAGCGAGAAAAGCCCCAGACCAAGAUUCUGUACAUCACCCCGGAGAUGGCGGCUUCCUCCUCCUUCCAGCCCAGCCUGAACUCCCUGCUGUCCCGCCACCUGUUGUCUUACUUGGUGGUGGAUGAAGCUCAUUGUGUUUCCCAAUGGGGGCAUGACUUUCGUCCUGACUACUUGCGUCUGGGUGCCCUGCGCUCCCGCCUGGGACAUGCCCCUUGUGUGGCUCUGACUGCCACAGCCACCCCACAGGUCCAAGAGGACGUGUUUGCUGCCCUGCACCUGAAGAAACCAGUUGCCAUCUUCAAGACUCCCUGCUUCCGGGCCAACCUCUUCUAUGAUGUGCAAUUCAAGGAACUCAUUUCUGAUCCCUAUGGGAACCUGAAGGACUUCUGCCUUAAGGCUCUUGGACAGGAGGCUGAUAAAGGGUUGUCUGGCUGCGGCAUUGUCUACUGCAGGACUAGAGAGGCUUGUGAACAGCUGGCCAUAGAGCUCAGCUGCAGGGGUGUGAACGCCAAGGCUUACCAUGCAGGGCUGAAGGCCUCUGAAAGAACGCUGGUGCAGAACGACUGGAUGGAGGAGAAGGUCCCUGUAAUUGUUGCAACCAUUAGUUUUGGGAUGGGAGUGGAUAAAGCCAACGUCAGGUUUGUCACUCAUUGGAAUAUUGCCAAGUCUAUGGCUGGAUACUACCAGGAGUCUGGCCGGGCUGGCAGGGAUGGGAAGCCUUCCUGGUGCCGUCUCUAUUACUCCAGGAAUGACCGGGAUCAAGUCAGCUUCCUGAUCAGGAAGGAAGUAGCAAAACUUCAGGAAAAGAGAGGGAACAAAGCAUCUGAUAAAGCCACUAUCCUGGCCUUUGAUGCCCUGGUGACCUUCUGUGAAGAACUGGGGUGCCGCCAUGCUGCCAUUGCCAAGUACUUCGGGGAUGCGCCGCCUGCCUGCGCCAAAGGCUGCGACCACUGCCAGAACCCCAUGGCCGUGCGGAGGCAGCUGGAGGCCUUGGAGCGCAGCGGCAGUUGGAGCAAGACCUGCAUCGGGCCCUCCCAGGGGAAUGGCUUUGACCCCGAGCUGUAUGAGGGAGGCCGCAAGGGCUACGGGGGCUUCAGCAGGUACGACGAAGGUUCUGGAGGCAGCGGGGAUGAAGGCAGAGAUGAGGCCCACAAGCGGGAGUGGAACCUCUUCUAUCAGAAGCAGAUGCAGCUGCGCAAGGGCAAAGACCCCAAGAUAGAAGAAUUUGUACCCCCAGAUGAGAACUGUCCCCUGAAAGAGGCUUGUAGCAGGAGGAUCCCCAGGCUGACUGUGAAGGCACGGGAACACUGCCUGGGGCUUCUGGAGGAGGCGCUGAGCAGUAACCGCCAGUCCACAUGUACCACUGAUGAAGCUGACCUCCGGGCCAAGGCCGUGGAGCUGGAACAUGAGACAUUCCGUAAUGCUAAGGUGGCCAACCUGUACAAGGCCAGCGUGCUGAAGAAGGUGGCCGAUAUCCACAGAGCCUCCAAGGAUGGGCAGCCCUAUGACGUGGGAGGCAGUGCCAAGAGCUGCAGUGCCCAAGCUGAGCCCUCCGAGCCCAAUGAGUAUGACAUCCCACCCGCCUCCCAUGUGUACUCGCUCAAACCCAAGCGGGUGGGAGCUGGUUUCCCCAAAGGCUCUCGCCCGUUCCAGACGGCCACGGAACUGAUGGAGACGACUCGGAUCAGGGAGCAAGCCCGCCAGCCCAAGCGGGGAGGCGAGCACGAGCCCCCGAGCCGGCCCUGUGGCCUUUUGGAUGAGGAUAGGAGUGAGCCCCUCCCUGGGCCCAGAGGGGAGGUCCCUGGAGGCAGUGCUCACUGUGGGGGGCCCUCCCCUGAGAAGAAGGCAAAAAGUUCCUCUGGGGGCAGUUCCCUUGCCAAGGGCCGGGCUAGCAAGAAACAGCAGCUCCUAGCUGCAGCGGCCCACAAGGAUUCUCAGAGCAUCGCCCGCUUCUUCUGCCGAAGGGUGGAAAGCCCAGUUCCGCUGGCAUCAGCCCCAGAGGCAGAAGGUGCCUGCCCCUCCUGUGAGGGGGUUCAGGGACCGCUGAUGGCCCCAAAGAAAUACACAGGGGAGGAAGAUGGAGCCGGGGGACGUUUGCCUGCCCCUCCCCAGACUGAAGAGUGCCUCAGGGAGAGGCCAAGGCCUCCUAGGAUGAGGGAGCCGCUGGGACCCAGAGCUGUGAUGUCUGCUCUUCCCUCCACCAGCACCUGCCUGCCCAGAGAUCAGGGCACCCCUGAAGUCCAGCCCACCCCUGCAAAGGACACAUGGAAGGGCAAGCGGCCUCCAUCCCAGCAGGAGAACCCAGAGAGCCAGCCUCAGAAGAGAUUGCGCCCCUCAGCCAAGCCCUCCGUCUUAGCCGAGGUCAAGGGCAGCGUCUCGGCCAGGGAUCAGGGCACCUUGAAUCCCAUAGCUCAAGACCCCUGUCAGCUCUCAGCUCCUGGCAUCUCCUUGAAGGAGGCUGCAAAUGUUGUGGUCAAGUGCUUGACCCCUUUCUACAAGGAGGGCAAGUUUGCUUCCAAGGAGUUGUUUAAAGGCUUUGCCCGCCACCUCUCACACUUGCUGACUCAGAAGACCUCUCCUGGAAGGAGCGUGAAAGAAGAGGCUCAGAACCUCAUCAGGCACUUCUUCCAUGGCCGGGCUCGGUGUGAGAGUGAAGCUGACUGGCACAGCCUGUGUGACCCCCAGAGAUGACCAACUGGUGGCUGGGCAAGGCCCGCGUCCUCCACCAGAUUCUAGCAUGGGCCAGCCUGGGCCUCGCCUGCUGAUGCCAGUGCCAUCGUCUUUUCUCAGUCCUUCUCCCUUCCAACCAUACUUGGCUUUGGGGAUGACCCCAGACACCCCCUGAAUCCAGGUCAGAGGUCAGCCCACCUUUCUUUCUGCUUGCAAAGCCUAUAGACCCUUCUCAGAGCCUCCCUGCCUCUCCUGGCCCUCAUGGCUGGGUUUUUUAGGGCACACGUCCAGGACAAGGUGGAGGAUGGUGGAGCUGCUGCCAGAAGGCGGCGAAGGAAGAGUGGCCCCUCCCUGAGUUUUAAGUCAGGACAAGGCCCACCUGUCCAAGGUAUUGGGACCUAUUCAGGGGAACCUCAGGUCCUCCACCCACUCCCCAUCCAUUACGAUGCCAGCUUCCAGCCUUGCCCAGGUCAGAGCUGUGCAAGGAGAGCUCUGCACAGCUCUUUGCAGCCAGGCCCCGUUUCUGCUCAGCUCCUGCUCAGGAAGGCCAGGCCUGACGAGGUGUUUGGGAGAGGAAUAAAGUUGUGUGGUGGCGCAUGCACUCGUGCACACAGCCCUUUUC
Rhinopithecus roxellana (golden snub-nosed monkey) is the source of this 3818-nucleotide messenger RNA. It is a transcript of the gene RECQL5, whose product is annotated as RecQ like helicase 5. NCBI's taxonomy places the organism in Eukaryota, Metazoa, Chordata, Mammalia, Primates, Cercopithecidae. The record is from RefSeq and is a predicted model, not a curated record. The transcript is spliced from 20 exons. Gene Ontology annotation, cellular component: cytoplasm; chromosome. Gene Ontology annotation, molecular function: 3'-5' DNA helicase activity; four-way junction helicase activity; nucleic acid binding. The coding region runs from base 179 to 3217 and encodes 1012 amino acids. Gene Ontology annotation, biological process: double-strand break repair via homologous recombination.